Molecule: messenger RNA, 697 nt
Organism: Penaeus vannamei (Pacific white shrimp)
Lineage: Eukaryota; Metazoa; Arthropoda; Malacostraca; Decapoda; Penaeidae
Source: RefSeq, a predicted model, not a curated record
ACUAUGUACCUCAGUGUCGCGUCGCCCUUACUGCUAAUGAGGAUAAUUAGCACACAAGAAUCAUAAAUAACGCGACAAUUAUCCUUCUACCAUGUUAUCCGUUUCGUACGUGUUGUUAUUGGUGAUCCUGAGCUUCGGUGGAUUCUUUGCUACGGUCUUAGUGAUUAAAGCGGCUCUGCGACUGUGGAUCUGUACUCGGAGCAGGCGACAGGCACGUGGCGAGGAAAUCCCUGCGCUGUAUGACGAGAGGACGUCCCUGCUCUCGUCUGCCUCUCCCACCAUCACCCUGGCCUCCGAGACAGACCCCAGGCGUCCUCGCUCCCCAGAGGACGCUCCCCGACGUGGCUCCUCCGCCUCGUACCAGACCUUCACCAGGAGCCAGGAGCAGACCGUCGUCGACGCCCUCUGCAGCGUCCAGGGGAUCCCCCUCCCGAUCAGCCCUCUCCCUCCGUCGCCUAAAAGCGAGGAGGACGAUGACUCGAAGUGGAGUUUCUGCGACUCGGCGAACUCGGACACGGAAGUGGAGUUCUACUCUCAUCCGGGAUCGUACAAGGAGCUCUCCACGUCGUCGGUAGAGAGGAGUAUGUGCUCCACGAUGGAGUUGUCCUUGAAGUCCGCGCUGGAUUCGUAGGUCUUUCUCUCCUUCCUUUUGUUGUUUUCUUGAUUUUGUUGGUUCAAUAAAGAUUGUCUAUGGUAA